Messenger RNA from Sebastes umbrosus (honeycomb rockfish), 5157 nucleotides. RefSeq names its product tudor domain-containing 6-like. The coding region runs from base 111 to 4967 and encodes 1618 amino acids. The record is from RefSeq and is a predicted model, not a curated record. NCBI's taxonomy places the organism in Eukaryota, Metazoa, Chordata, Actinopteri, Perciformes, Sebastidae. Gene Ontology annotation, biological process: spermatogenesis. The transcript is spliced from 4 exons.
UAUAAACACACGUGAGUGCCCGCCCACAAGUCCUCUUCACACUGAAUCCAUCAUUCAGGAUGAGUCGCUGCAGCAGCAAAACACGGUGUAUUUGACCUCUGAACUUCACAAUGUGUUCAAUUCCCGGCCUUCCAACGCCAGGAUCAGAAAUACCUGUUGUCAUCACAAGGGUAAACAGAAACCCCGAUAGUGGUCUUGUGGAAUUAUGGGUCAACAUGGAUGAUGGAAGGAAGCAUAUCUAUGAGCAGAUGAGAGAGGAAAUUCAGAUUCCUAAAAGGAAGUUUUGUGGAUCAGAAGGAAAACCAGGCGAUCUCUGUCUGGUUUGUAUCAGUGACACCUGGCACAGAGCUCGGAUUGUAUCGAGUCAAAGUGAAACUUGCAAUGUUUUUCUAAUUGAUCAGGGACAGCCCCAUAUCGCCUCAAGUGAAGCUUUAGCAUGGGGCCAGAGUGACAGUUUUCUCCUUCCUCCUGAAACUGAAUCGUGCAUACUCGCAAAUGUCCUCUCCCUUGAGGAUGAAAGUGCUACCAAGUUUUUGGUGUCUCUGCCUGGCAAAAAGAUUAAGGGACUGGUUCAAUACGUGCUGAUGCCAGACAGGACCAUUCUCCUUGACAUACCAUCUGUUUCCAAGCACAUGUGUGAGACUGGAGUGGCAAAGGAGAUGCCAGUAGACGAGUUUAAAAGCCUUGUGCAGAAAUGUCUUGAGGCCGAACGCAUAACGCAGGAACAGAAUCUGAAUGGUAGUUGCCAACUGGAGAAGCAUGACCAAUUCUUUUACCCAGAACUGUUAAUUGAUUCUUUUGAAACUGUUCAUGUGACAGAGGUAACUAAUCCGUAUAACAUUUUUUGCCAAGUCCACAUUUUUUCCAAGGCAGUUAAGAUAUUAUCAGAACAGAUCCAGCAGCACUAUGAAGGGAGCUCAGAUUUAGGAGACACACAACCUUUGACCUGCGGGUAUCCAUGUGCUGCUAGAGGGAUGGACGGCAGAUGGCAUCGCUCAUUACUAAAGCAAAACAUGACUAGCGAUGGUGCUGUAGAAGUCUUUCAUGUGGAUGAAGGAAAAAGUGAUUUUGUCCCGAUUGGAGACAUCAGACCUCUGCAUGGAAAAUUUCUGAGAAUGCCAGUUGUCACGUAUCCCUGUUCUCUUGAAGAUGUAAAAGAUAACGGCACAGGGUGGACAACAGACCAGACUGAUUACUUGAAAUCACUGCUCCUGAACCAGACAAUGGUGGCGAAGUUUAACGACUACGAUAUACCUCAAGAUGUCUAUCAUGUCAUUCUCUAUGCAGAUAAUGGUUCAUGCAUAAACAAUUAUUUUACAGAGAAAGAAGGACCUCUUUCACCCUCCAAGACUGAACAAGAUUCAAAUGUCCAGAAUGAACUCCUUCUCUCCUCAUUUGUCAGUUCAACCAGAGGCGAACAUUGCAUUGACUUACAGAACAAAGUCAUUGUAAAUAGUGAUGGUUCGCUAGAGGACACUUUGUCGUGCACCGAGAACCUAGCAGUCAAUGGCAGGACAGAUGAUGUACCCACUUCUGGAGCUGAUGAUACUCCUAUCAAAGAGAGUUCAGAACAUCCAGACACUCCAGUACAGAUCAAUGGGCAUCUUUCAACAAAUUUCCUCUUUGAGGUGCAAAAUGCUUGUGAUGAUGAUAUGUUUACAGUAGGAAGUACUGUCAAUGUAAAAGUCUCUUUCAUUGAAAGUCUAGAGAGGUUCUGGUGUCAAACAACGGAAAAUGGUGACUCUCUUAGACUCCUGAUGGAAGACCUGCAAAACCACUAUGCAUCUGCCCACCCUCAGCCACUUGUUGAGUCCAUCUGUGUCGCCCGUAAUCCAGACAAUGACAUGUGGUAUAGAGCAAGGAUCGUGGCAAGUCACCACUCCCCUGUUGUAGAUGUGAGAUUUAUAGACUAUGGUCAAACUGGAACGGUCCCUCUGCGAGAUGUGCGCCCCAUUGAUCCAGCUUUCUUACGGCUAAAUGCCCAGGCUUUUCAGUGUUGCUUUGACAAUCAGAAGAAUUCCACCGAUGCUGCAGAGUUUCAAAAGUUUGUGGAUUUGGGUGCUUCGUCAAACAUUGAGUUGAAAUGCACUAUAGAGGAUAUAACAUCUGAUGAAGAAGGUCUGCUGCUUAAUGUGGUAGAUAUUGAAACACCAUCCAACAGUACAUGCAAGCUUCUGAUUCAGGAAUGUGCACAGGCUGCUGAAGAUCUUGUUGAAAUUCCUCCACAGGUCCCAUCAGAUGCAUACAAUUACUCCACACACAAUAUUGAUGUGGAUGGAAAAGAAAAAGUGUGGGUAACCUACGCAGAGAAUGUCAAUCAAUUCUACUGCCAACUGGACAGGAAUGUCCAUUUGUUUGACAAAGUCAUGGAAAAUGUUAAACAACUAACUGGCCAGCCACAGUGCACAGAUCACCCACUUGGACGUGAUAGCAUUUGCUUUGCUCGGUACACAGAUAGUCAGUGGUACAGAGGUCAAGUAGAAGAAAUGUCUCCAAAACUUAAAGUGCACUUUGUGGACUUUGGUCAUACCGUUGAAGUGAAUGAAUCUGAGAUUUGCCCUUUUCCUACUGAAGCAAGUACAGCCAGGUCUGUUCCUGUGCAGGCUGUUCCACUUGGAUUGUUUGAUGUCCCUGCAGAAGUGCCAGAGGGAGUGAACAAGUGGUUUGCAGAUAGUGCUAUUGGCCAAAGUUUCACCAUUUCAGUGGUAGCAAAAGGGGAAAAAGGGAAGCUAAUUGUUGAACUAUUUGAUGGACCUCUGAAUGUAAAUGUGAAAGUCAGAGAGGCAGUAUCAAAGAUGACCCAACAAAGGGUGACUGUCUCUGCACCAGAGAUUGAAACGACUUUGGAUGAAGAAAGAAAACCAACUUCGGACGUCAUUAUUAUGGACAAAGAAAUAGAAGGUGGCCACAUUGACUCAGAAAUUACACACCUUUCACUUCCUUCUAGCCCUGAGGGAAAUGUGAACGUCUGCAUGUACAAGUGGCCAAACAUUUCUCAAAACAAGACGGAACAGGUAUAUGCAUCCUGCAUUGUUGGACCAUAUUUCUUCUGGUGUCAGUACGCCAAUGCAGAGGAACUCAGCAAAGUGUCGAGGCUUGCUCAGGAAGCAGGACAGACUGAACAGGACAUGAUGUUCCCAGAGACUCUUGGUCCUGGCAGUCCAUGCCUUGCUCUGUUUUCCAGUGACAACCAGUGGUAUCGGGCUCAAGUAAUUAGCAGAGAUGACAAUGCAUUCAAUGUCAUGUUUAUCGACUAUGGAAAUGAGUCUGAUGUUGACAUCAAGAAUGUGAGAUCACUGCCUCAGAGUCUGCUGGAGAAGGCACCUCUGGCCUUUUUGUGCUCUUUGAAUGGAUUUGAUAAGUCCAGGGGCUCCUGGGAUGAUGAAGUUCAUGAUGACUUCUACAAUCUUCUCAUUGAUAAACCACUCAGAGUGACUGUGUUCAACAUGGAAGACCAUUCAGAGAUUGUGGUUCCUCAAUAUACGGUAGAAAUUGAGUGUGAGGGAGCGGUUGUAAAUGCAGCAAUGCAGAAGUACUGGAAACAAGUUGCCAAAGAACGUGUUUCCAUAGAAUACCCUGAAACAGAAACUUUCCUCCAAGAUGGUCAAACUGAGUCCAACAUGACACACCUCACUGUUUCCAAAGGAAAUGCGAAUACUUGCAUGUACAAGAAGCCAAACCUCUCCGAAAACAAAAAGGAGGACGUAUAUGCUUCUUCUAUUGCGCAACCCCAUUUCUUCUGGUGUCAGUACGCCAACACAGAGGAGCUCAGCAAAGUUACAAGGCUUGCUCAGGAAGCAGGUCUGAAUGAACAGGACAUGAUGUUCCCAGAGACUCUUGGUCCUGGCAGUCCAUGCCUUGCUCUGUUUUCCAGUGACAACCAGUGGUAUCGAGCUCAAAUAAUUAGCAGAGUUGACGAUGCAUUGAAUGUCUUGUUUAUUGACUAUGGAAAUGAGUCUGAUGUUGACAUCAAGAAUGUGAGAUCACUGCCUCCGAGUCUGCUGGAGAAGGCUCCUCUGGCUUUUUUGUGCUCUUUGAAUGGAUUUGAUGAAUCCAGGGGCUCCUGGGAUGAUGAAGUUUACGAUGCCUUCUACAAUCUCUUGGUCGAUAAACCACUCACAGUGACUGUGUUCAAUAUGGAAGACCAUUCAGAGAUUGUGGUUCCUCAGUAUGCAGUGGAAAUUGAGUGUGAGGGAGCAGUUGUAAAUGCAGAAAUGCAGAAAUACUGGAAACCAAUUGCCAAAGAGCGUGUUUCGAUAGAACACCCUGAAACAGAAACUUUCCUCCAAGAUAGUCAAACUGAGUCCAGCAUGACACACCUUAGUAUUUCCAACGGAAAUGUGAAUACCUGCAAGUACAAGAAGCCAAACCUCUCUGAAAACAAAAAGGAGGAGGUAUACGCUUCUUCUAUUGUGGAACCCCAUUUCUUCUGGUGUCAGUACGCCAACACAGAGGAGAUAAGCAAAGUGUCGAGGCUUGCUCAGGAAGCAGGACAGACCCAACAAGACACGAUGUUCCCAGAGACUCUUGGUGCUGGCAGUCCAUGCCUUGCUCUGUUUUCCAGUGACAACCAGUGGUAUCGAGCUCAAAUAAUUAGCAGAGUUGACGAUGCAUUGAAUGUCUUGUUUAUUGACUAUGGAAAUGAGUCUGAUGUUGACAUCAAGAAUGUGAGAUCACUGCCUCCGAGUCUGCUGGAGAAGGCUCCUCUGGCCUUUUUGUGCUCUUUGAAUGGAUUUGAUAAGUCCAGGGGCUCCUGGAUUGAUGAAGUUUAUGAUGAUUUCUUCAAUCUUCUGGUUAAUAAACCACUCAGAGUGACAGUGUUCAACAUGGAAGACCAUACAGAGGCUGCAGUUCCUCAAUAUGCAGUGGAGGUUGAACAUGAGGGAGCGGUUGUGAAUACACUGAUGGAGAAAUACUGGAAAGGAGUGGACAGUGGAUCAGUGACCCAGGACGAUGAGGAGUGUUGAGGUUUAACGUCAUCAAAAAGACGUUGAAUGAAUGCUCUGGACCUAGAUGAAACCCAGUCGUGACGGAGCAGCCUUGACUUUAACUAAAAAUACAUGUUUGUCUUGUUAGAAAUUUUAUUUUACAAACUAAGUGAAAGGAAGUUUGCCAUGUGCUUAAUUUGUGCCAAUAAACAUAUAGAUCUUGCAUGGA